This is a messenger RNA of Symphalangus syndactylus (siamang), 1848 nucleotides long. RefSeq lists its product as uncharacterized. The record is from RefSeq and is a predicted model, not a curated record. NCBI's taxonomy places the organism in Eukaryota, Metazoa, Chordata, Mammalia, Primates, Hylobatidae.
CUGACCCUGUUGCCAAGGAGAAAAGGAUAGAACAUGCAUACCAAGAACCUUGAUACAAGGGAGAACAUACUAAGCGUCAUAAAAGAGACUCUCAGAAGUGGCUAUGAAGGGGUAGGGGGAGAGAUGACAUCAACAUGGGAAACUAUGAAAAGGUCUUCUGGGAAAGAAGAGAUGUAAAUUAUAUACAGCUCCAAAGAAGGGUAGGAUUUGAGCAUGUGGAGAUGAGUGACAAGACCAACAGGCUAGAACUACUCCCUCCCAGGCUUCAGGCUUGCCACGCUCUCCACCCGAUCCUUCCAUUGAAAGGCAGAGAAGGAAGGAUGCGCUUGGGAACUUUAAGACCCACGAACGACAGCGCAAUGAUGGAGCAGCCCAGUGUCCGGGGCAAAGUCCUCGAGGUUCAUUCACGGAAGCCUCUGUCCAGCCUUUACCAUGCGCUGAGUGAGAAGCUGAGGAUAAGGAAAGAGCAAGACCCCCAAGAAACCCUGAUGUCUGGCCGAAAGCCGAAGCAUGAUGCAACUUUGCUAUAUUUCUCUCCAGCAAGGAUUUGUAUAUUUUCACUUUCUACUCAAGUAACACCUGGACCUGCUCCUUUCCCUUCAAAUGCUGAGGGCUCAGUCUCCAAGUUCCUUUAUGAAACAGGGUGUACCAUCAGAGACGCAGGUGCUUUCAGAAAUGAAGAUGCAAAGACGCCAGGGGAAAACCAUGUAUGUUUAUGGACAGUCAUGCCAAAGUAUGAUUGGAAGACAAAAAGGAAAAACACACAUUGUAAAGUAAGAAUUCUUCAAAGACAACUAGAAGACGUCUGGGAAUUCUGAAGACUGAAAAUUCCAUGAGUUCAUAGCAGUGUUCACUAAUUCCACUGAUCUAAAGACAAAAAGGAGUCAACUGCGUGCCCAAACUCAUUUCUGAUGAUUUCUUCCAUCCUACCUUUUCUGCCUCUCUGGGGGUGGUUAUGCCUGUGAAAAACAUCGAAGCUGUCAGGAACAGAGUCGGCUUUCAAGAUUGGAAUGUCAAAGUAGAGUCUUCUUUCCCUCAGACCAGAAGGGGCUUGGUUGGUUAAGAGUUUCCAGAUCUAAAUGCAGACAGGACUGGGAUAUAGGAGCUUGUACAGAUAAACAGCACAAACACUUGGGUAUCAGUCCAAGAAAAAUAAAAAACAUAUGUCUGCUACACAGACUGCUUGCCUACUUAUGUAUGAACACUUGUUGAACACAAUAUGAAUGAAUUUCGAAAAUAUUUUGCUGAGUAAAAGUGCCCAAUCCCCAAAAAGUACACAUCACAUGACUCAAUUUGUUUGAAGAUCUGAAACAGAAAAGGUCACACAUAUAUAUUGCUGGUGGGAAUGUAAAUUAGUUCAACCUCUAUGGAAAACAGCAUGGAGAUUUCUCAAAGAACUAAAAAUAGAACUACCAUUUGACGCAGCAAUCCCACUACUGGGUAUCCACCCAAAGUUGAAGAAACCAAAGUACAAAGAAUAACUUGUCCAAGACCACAGAAUUUAGGAGAUAAUGAAGCAGGGCUUUGAGCUCUGCAUAAAGUGAUGACCCGUAAAUGCAAAUGGAAUACAACAGGAGUGGGUCCGUAAAGUCCCACCCAGAGAAUGCCCUUCUGCCAAAAAGUUUCAGAUUGAAACAGCAAAAACCUAAGCAACUGAUAGUCAGAUUUGGAACCUAGCCUCAAAAUGUGCUAAAGGUCACAUGGCUACUAGGUGCUAAAGUGAUGAUUCAAAUCCCUGGUUUAUCUGACUACAACAGCUCUUGCUCCUUCCAUGAUCCUACCCUUGCGAUCCCACCACAGAAAUCCUAAAUACAAAUAAGGACAGAUAUCAUUGUCCAAAAUGAGUUU